AUUUUAUUUAUUUAAAAAAACCCAAUGAAUGGGGCAUGAGAAAUUGAGAAUGAUGAAUCUGCCAAGUGGUCCUUUCUCUUUCUUUCUCCAACGCAACGCUUUCUUCUUACCGAUAAUCUCGGGUCCUUCAGUUGUCUCUCUCUCACUCCCUCCACUCUCACAACACCUUCAGAUUCGUUUUAAUUUCAGGAGUAGGAAUUGAUGUGAAUUGUCUUCUGGCGAGGCGUUGGUUCCUUGAUUUUUAUGGGUGGCAAAAAUAGAUUAUUGGUGAAAUAGGCUACACAAGACAGCAGGUUUCCGGGGUUAGUAAAAUGGAUAAUACAAGGUGUUGGUUUAAUAGGUUCAAGUCAAAAGAUAAAGUGCCGUCUACAAAACAUAAGGAUACUAUGAGCACCGGAAAAGAAGGGUCAAGACCUCCAACAAACGAAGAAGCACCUUCCAGUGCAACCAAACAGAAGGUUGCAGCUGCGAAACAGUUCAUAGAAAACCAUUAUAAAAAGCAGAUGAAGGAUCUGCAGGAGAGGAAGGAACGACGGAAUAUGCUUGAAAAGAAAUUGGCUGAUGCUGAAGUCUCCGAGGAAGAGCAGAACAACCUGCUUAAGUAUUUUGAGAAAAAGGAGAGGGAAUACAUGCGCCUUCAGAGGCAUAAGAUGGGGGCUGAUGAUUUUGAACCCCUGACUAUGAUAGGGAAGGGUGCAUUUGGAGAGGUCAGGAUCUGCCGUGAGAAAGCAACUGGUCAUGUAUAUGCUAUGAAGAAACUCAAGAAAUCAGAGAUGCUUCGCAGAGGGCAGGUUGAACAUGUUAAAGCCGAGAGGAACUUACUUGCAGAAGUUGACAGCAAUUGCAUUGUAAAGCUUUAUUAUUCCUUUCAAGAUGAAGAGUACUUAUAUCUCAUCAUGGAGUAUCUACCUGGUGGUGAUAUGAUGACGCUGCUCAUGCGGAAGGAUAUACUGACAGAAGACGAGGCAAGGUUCUAUGUAGGAGAGACUGUCCUUGCUAUCGAGUCUAUUCAUAAACAUAAUUAUAUUCAUCGGGAUAUCAAGCCCGACAAUUUGCUGCUGGAUAGAAAUGGUCACAUGAAAUUAUCAGAUUUUGGAUUAUGUAAACCACUAGACUGCAGUAAUCUUCAGGAAACGGAUUUCUCUAUGGGAAAUAACAGAAGUGGUGCCCUUCGGAGUGAUGGACGUCCUGUGGCUCCUAAAAGAACUCAACAAGAGCAACUGCAGCAUUGGCAGAAAAAUAGGCGAACGCUUGCCUAUUCUACGGUUGGAACACCUGACUAUAUUGCCCCUGAGGUUUUACUGAAGAAAGGAUAUGGCAUGGAAUGUGAUUGGUGGUCUCUGGGAGCUAUAAUGUAUGAAAUGCUGGUGGGGUAUCCACCCUUCUAUUCCGAUGAACCGAUGUUGACUUGUAGAAAGAUAGUAAAUUGGAGAACUCAUUUAAAAUUUCCAGAAGAAGCUAAACUCUCGCCUGAGGCAAUAGAUCUUAUUAGUCGACUUCUAUGUAAUGUGGAACAGAGGCUUGGAACCAAAGGAGCCUAUGAAAUAAAGGCUCACCCAUGGUUCAAAGGUAUUGAGUGGGACAAGUUGUACCAAAUGAAAGCUGCUUUUAUUCCUGAGGUCAAUGGUGAAUUAGAUACUCAAAAUUUUGAAAAGUUUGAGGAGGGCGAUAACCAAACUCAACCUUCCUCAAAAUCAGGCCCAUGGAGAAAGAUGCUGUCAUCUAAGGACAUUAACUUCGUCGGCUACACAUAUAAGAACUAUGAAAUUGUGAAUGAUGAUCAACUACCUGGAAUUGCUGAGUUGAAGAAGAAGAACACAAAAACUAAAAGGCCAUCAAUUAGGACCCUAUUUGAUGACGAAUCAGCUAUGGCUGCGAAUCAACCUGGCCAAGGGAGCUUCUUAAAACUCUUACCUAGUCAACCAGAGGUUCCUGAGAAGAGUGAAUACCAAUGACCUACCCAACAAGAGGAUGGCCAUUGAAAAUGAAGGUAAGAUGGGGUUGAACACUUUUCGUUUUUUUCCCUUAAAUACAAAUUUUUUUUGGUUAAUUUGGUGUGGAUGAUAGUUUUGGAGCAAAAAAAGCCCUGAAAGUUUGUGGUUUUUUUGGAUAGCUGGGAUUUUAGGGGAGGGAUUUACUGGGGUAUUUGAUUGUGUAGAAAAAAAAGGUAUCUUUUUAGGUAUAUAUACCAAUCUAUAUAUAUUCUUUUACAUUUUUGGUUGGUGGCGUAUUCUUUUGUUCACCAUUUAUCAAGUUGCAAUGUGUUAAAUAUCCAAGGUAUUUUUUUUUCUUGUAAUUUAUAUACAGUUCAAGUGCACACCACACCCUCUUUUAGUGCCAUGUAGAGAGAGAUUCAUUAGUUUGUAUGGUAAUAUUUUCUUUGUUUGAA
Messenger RNA from Arachis ipaensis, 2389 nucleotides. RefSeq lists its product as uncharacterized. The record is from RefSeq and is a predicted model, not a curated record. NCBI's taxonomy places the organism in Eukaryota, Viridiplantae, Streptophyta, Magnoliopsida, Fabales, Fabaceae. Gene Ontology annotation, biological process: protein phosphorylation. Gene Ontology annotation, molecular function: protein serine/threonine kinase activity; ATP binding.